UAUUCUUUGAAUCUCGGCUGAUAUAAUUCAGCAUCCGACAAAAACCUUGACAUACCACGAGACAAUUUGCAAGAUUCCUCAAAUAAAUAACUAAUUACAUGUACUAAAUCAUUUUCUAUCAAUUUUUUUUCGCAAGUGUUCGAUUAAUUUUAUAUGAGAUGAACAUUUGCAACAAUCAUUCCCUUGAUAAAAAAUAACUUAAAAGUAAAGAACGUAACAAGAAUCCAUAAGAAACUGUGAAUUAUUUCAUAAUUGGGAGGAGAAUUAAAACAAAAAAUCAAUUCAACUGUAAAAGGAACCUCCUCGUAAAAUUAACUGUAGUGAAUCUCAUCUACAAGAAGCCAGACGAGAUCUGUAAAUAAAAAAAUCAAAAAUCGAUAAAUUCUAGUCAGAUGUUAUCCUCCUAGACAAUCUCUCAUCUACCCAAGAAUCUUCAAAACUAUCAAGAUGUACUCCGUCCGCAGAGCUGGCCGAACACUGGCCAUCCGGCGGUUGACCCAUCGAAAUUUCGAUGCAGCAUUCGGCACUGAUAUCCAAUAUAAGCCAAUUCGUAGUGUCUUGGUUGCUAAUCGGGGUGAGAUCGCCAUUAGAAUCUUUCGAGCAUGCACAGAACUUGGGAUUCGUUCGGUGGCGAUCUACUCCGAACAGGACAAAAUGCAGAUGCACAGACAAAAGGCAGAUGAGGGUUACGUGGUAGGUCGAGGUCUUCCUCCAGUGCAAGCUUACCUAAACAUUCCAGAGAUCAUAAAAAUUGCCAGAGAGAAUGAUGUCGAUGCUAUUCAUCCUGGUUAUGGUUUCCUGUCGGAAAGAUCCGACUUCGCAAAAGCAGUGGUCGAUGCUGGAAUCAGAUUUAUUGGUCCCAGUCCUCAUGUAGUUCAGCAGAUGGGUGAUAAAGUGGCAGCUCGAGCUGCUGCAAUUGCUGCUGGUGUUCCAAUUGUUCCUGGAACUGACGGGCCAGUGACAACGUCAGAGGAAGCGAUGGCUUUCUGUCAAAAACACGGCCUUCCAGUGAUUUUCAAGGCUGCCUACGGUGGUGGUGGACGAGGAAUGCGAGUUGUUAGACAGAUGGAAGAAGUUAAGGAGAUGUUUGAACGAGCACAUUCAGAAGCCAAAGCAGCUUUUGGCAAUGGUGCAUUGUUCAUCGAGAAGUUCAUCGAGCGUCCAAGACAUAUUGAGGUUCAACUCCUAGGAGAUAAUGCAGGAAACGUCGUUCAUCUUUACGAAAGAGACUGCUCUGUUCAGAGGAGACAUCAGAAGGUUGUGGAGAUUGCUCCAGCGCCUCGACUAGACAAGAAAGUCAGAGAUAAAAUGACUGAAUAUGCUGUUAAAUUGGCACAAUUUGUGGGCUAUUCAAACGCAGGAACUGUGGAGUUUCUGGUUGAUGAGAAUGGAAAUUUUUACUUUAUUGAAGUUAAUGCGAGACUACAAGUGGAACACACGGUUACUGAGGAGAUUACAGGAAUUGAUCUAGUGCAAUCGCAGAUUAGAAUUGCGGAGGGAAUGACACUUCCUGAGUUGGGCAUGACACAGGAAAAAAUAUCACCUCAGGGCUAUGCAAUUCAGUGCAGGGUAACUACCGAGGAUCCUGCGAAGAGCUUUCAGCCGGACACUGGAAGGAUUGAGGUUUUUCGAUCUGGUGAAGGAAUGGGGAUCAGAUUGGACAGCGCUUCUGCUUUUGCUGGAGCUAUCAUUUCUCCGUAUUAUGAUUCGUUGUUGGUGAAGGUCAUUGCUCAUGCUGGGGAUCUGCAGUCAUCCUGUGCGAAAAUGAACCGAGCACUGAGGGAAUUCAGGGUCAGAGGAGUCAAAACUAAUAUUCCGUUUUUGUUGAACGUACUGGAGAACCAAAAAUUUCUGAAUGGAAAUGUAGACACUUAUUUCAUCGAUGAAAAUCCACAGCUGUUUAAAUUUUUAUCCAGUCAGAAUAGGGCGCAGAAGCUGCUGAAUUAUCUGGGGACUGUUCUGGUUAAUGGGCCCAGUACACCAUUGGCAACGCCGUUAAAACCUGCAGAGAUUAAACCGCAUAUUCCAGAGAUUGAUGUCGAUACUUUGAAGCCACUUCCGGGCCUCAAACAAGUUUUAACAGAAAAGGGACCAGAGGGAUUUGCCAAAGCUGUUCGUGAGCACAAAGGUCUUCUCCUUAUGGACACAACUUUCCGAGAUGCACAUCAGUCUCUUCUCGCAACUCGAAUUCGUUCUCACGAUCUCCUGAAUAUCUCACCCUUCGUUGCUCACAAAUUUUCCAAUCUUUAUGCCCUGGAGAAUUGGGGUGGUGCCACUUUCGAUGUUGCUCUGAGGUUCCUACAUGAAUGCCCUUGGGAAAGGCUGAUCGAAAUGAGAAAAGCUAUUCCCAAUAUUCCAUUUCAAAUGCUCUUGAGGGGGGCUAAUGCCGUUGGUUACACCAAUUAUCCGGAUAAUGUCGUCUACAAGUUUUGCGACCUGUCAGUGCAAUGUGGAAUGGAUAUUUUCCGAGUCUUUGACUCACUGAAUUAUCUUCCUAAUCUUAUCUUAGGAAUGGAGGCAGCUGGAAAAGCAGGAGGAGUAGUUGAGGCUGCCAUAUCGUAUACGGGAGAUGUGUCGAAUCCCGAGCGGUCCAAAUACGACUUGAAGUACUAUACAACGCUCGCUGAUGAGCUGGUAAAGGCAGGUACCCACGUGCUCUCCAUAAAAGACAUGGCAGGACUCUUAAAACCCAAGGCAGCUGGUCUUCUCAUCGACGCAAUUCGUCAACGUCACCCCGACAUUCCCAUUCACAUUCACACCCAUGAUACAGCUGGUGGUGGAGUAGCUGCAAUGCUGGAAUGCGCUCGUGCUGGAGCAGAUGUUGUUGAUGUAGCAGUGGACAGUAUGUCCGGGAUGACCAGCCAGCCCUCGAUGGGUGCAGUGGUGGCCUGUCUUCAGGGUACAGAAAAUGAUACAAACUUCGAUCUCCGUGAUAUAUCUGCGUACUCUGCUUACUGGGAGCAAACACGUACCCUUUACGCACCUUUUGAAUGUACAACAACCAUGAAAUCUGGAAAUGCAGAUGUUUAUCUUAACGAAAUUCCUGGAGGACAAUAUACUAAUCUGCAAUUCCAGGCUUACUCUCUCGGUCUCGGAGAAUUUUUCGAGGACGUCAAAAAAGCGUAUCGAGAGGCAAAUCUUCUUCUUGGAGAUAUUAUCAAGGUCACACCAAGUUCCAAAGUUGUUGGUGAUUUUGCUCAAUUCAUGGUGCAGAACAAAUUAACAGCUGAUGAUGUGCUUAACAAGGCUGAAGAUUUAUCGUUUCCAAAAUCAGUGGUGGAGUUCCUCCAGGGGGCUAUUGGGGAGCCUCAUGGUGGAUUCCCUGAACCAUUGAGAUCGAAAGUGCUUAAAGAUAUGCCAAGGGUGAAAGGCAGGCCUGGUGCCAGUCUAGCGCCUCUGGACUUCGGGAAAUUGGAGAAAGAAUUGCGAGAGAGCCAUCCAACAAUUAGUGAGAAGGAUAUUAUGUCUGCUGCACUUUAUCCUCAGGUAACAGAAGAUUUUCUCACGUUUAGAGAACAGUUUGGCCCUGUAGAUAAAUUAGAGACAAGGAUAUUCCUUACUGGACCGAAAGUUGGAGAGGAGUUUGAAGUUACGAUCGAGAAGGGAAAAACGUUAGGAAUAAAGACUCUGGCGAUGGCUGAGGAUCUGACGCCCAACGGCGAAAGGGAGGUAUUUUUCGAGAUGAAUGGACAGUUGAGGUCGGUGUUUAUUAAAGAUAAGGAGGCUGUUAAGGAGUUGCACAUUCAUCCGAAGGCAAGCAAGUCCGAUAAAAAUCAAGUCGGAGCUCCAAUGCCAGGAACUGUUAUUGAUAUUAGAGUAAAACCUGGUGAUUCAGUAGAGAAGGGCACUGCUCUUAUUGUUAUUUCUGCUAUGAAAAUGGAGAUGGUGGUGCAGGCACCGAAAGCAGGAAAAAUCAAAUCGUUGGAUGUUGCUCAAGGGACAAAGAUUGAGGGAGAUGAUUUACUUCUCACAAUGGAAUGAAGGAAUAUCUCCAUACUAUUCAAUGACUAGCGAUGAUUCCAGUGAACUCGCUGCUUUGUUGGCUGUUCUAGGGUGCUAUCCAUUUACUAUACCAACGAUUUCACGCUUUGAUGAGCAACCGUUGAACAAACGCGAAAAACAGUUCUUCAUUAUCAGAUGAAUCAUAUACUGAAUGUUGUGAGUGAGAGCGACUGGGCCAAGUGUUUACCAGGACGAUGAUUUUGAUUAAGGGGGCAUUGAUACAUCACACUGAUGUGCAGAAACAUUGAAACAUUGAAAUACAUUGUACAUGUAGCAACCCGGUGAUAGGAAGAGUUUGUAGAAUAAUUUUGUACACUCAUUAUUACUCUGAACCUAUCUAAGAGUAACUGAUUUUGUCUUUGUUUUUUUAGCCAAUUAUUAUAUCGAUCUGGAUGAAAUUGUAUUGUCGAAAAUUCAGUAUGAACUGCCGUGGAUCAUGAAUAUAAGAACCAUUCAGCUUGAAAUAUUUUGGUAUCUCUUAUCGAGAGAACGGUUUUAGUAGAAACUGUCAAGUAUUUCGUUCUUCCCAAAAUAAUUCUUAAAAAUAACUGGAGGGUGUUCAGUCAUUUGAGAGGUGAUACAUAAUUUCUGUCGUUAUAUAAUUUUUAAAUAAUUCGACAAUGAGCAACGAAAACAGGCGUAAAACAAAUGUGACAGAACAAUUGUAAUGUAGCAUUUGAUGCUGUUGGUGAUUAUGUUAUUUUAUUAUCGAUUUUAAGGAUUUUGAAUGUAUGGCAAAAAAGGGCUCACUGAAAAAUCUCCUCUGGAGUCGUUAGUUCGAUAAUGAUGCGGUUGAGUGCAACGGGCCCUCCGCGGUGAGUUUUAAGUGUUUGCAUGGAGUGAGGAGAGGAUAAUAUAGGUAUUGAAUUACGGGUGUGUGAUGAGUAUGGGGGAGGGAUAGGAAGUGAAAUAUGAAAGGUAAAGUGUAAGAGGAUGGAGCUGAAUUUUAAAGAACAAUGAAAGAAUAUUUAUAUAAAUAUGGUAUUUAUUUCCACUGUCACUGGCAACUCAGACAUAAAAUUAAAAAACUAAAUUCCAUAA
This is a messenger RNA of Diachasmimorpha longicaudata, 5043 nucleotides long. RefSeq names its product pyruvate carboxylase, mitochondrial (gene PCB). Gene Ontology annotation, molecular function: pyruvate carboxylase activity; metal ion binding; ATP binding. Gene Ontology annotation, cellular component: cytoplasm. Gene Ontology annotation, biological process: pyruvate metabolic process; gluconeogenesis. The record is from RefSeq and is a predicted model, not a curated record. The transcript is spliced from 4 exons. Bases 448 to 3981 code for a protein of 1177 amino acids. NCBI's taxonomy places the organism in Eukaryota, Metazoa, Arthropoda, Insecta, Hymenoptera, Braconidae.